CUCCCAACUCCAUGUGCUUUGAAUGGGAUCCUUCAAAAAUCCCACGUACUAGCGUCAACAACAGCUGGACAUCCCAUUUGAUUUCUUAAAAACUCAAUGGGGCCUCUUGGGUGAUGUUGGAGUGACUUGCGCAGACCGCUCGCUCUUAAGUCAUUGCGUGACCAUUAUCAACGUCCUUAUCCCCCAUACAACUCUACCCAAGAUGAUGCGACCCAGAGACCCCCGUGUUCGCCAGACUAUCAACCAAAUCUCUCAUAAUCUUGAAACUGCAAAUGAGACAGCCCAAGAAGGGCUGUAUACCGUCUCCCAUAACUAUAUCUUGCCAUGCUUUGCGACGAUUGGGAACUGUGUCUACGCAUGUGCCUCACCUUGCCUCCCCAGCCGUAAAGAUCAACUUCGACGUCGCCGAAGGGGGCGCGCAGAGGCAGUAUUUGACUUUUACGAUGAUUGGGACAAUGAUGAAUCCGACGACGGUUUAUUGGGGUGGGGUACGGACGAGCUGGAUCGCUUAUUAGCAGGGAGUGGGUUGACGCGUGGAAGUGCUGAACAGCCCCGCAGACAUCGGAAGAUGAGUUAUGGCACGCGGCGGGCAAGGAGGAAAAGUAGUGUGUUGGUUCCCGACGAUCGGAAUGAUCCAACCGUUAUCCCAAGUUCGUCGUUCCUGGGUUUUCUGGAACGCUUCCCUUGGAGAUUUGGGGCCCGGGGUCUGAAAUAUCGACCCUCCGCGUCAGAUCUUCAAGAACAUCCCACCGGGCUGCGGAGGCAUCCACAUGAAGAUGAGCCUCUGAUGGAAGCAGAGGAGGAAAAUGAAGGACCGAGUUCCAAUGUCAAGGGUGGAAGGUAUCGCAGCUCAACGCAGUCAUCGCGAGAAACAGCAAAUUCUCUGAGCUCCCGCGGUGAUCUAAUCCCUAGCGAUGAGGAAGAAGAUGCAGUACCACUGGAUGAUGAGUUUGCUAUGGCGCUAGGCAGUCGCCGGGGCACUGGACUGGAGUCGGAAGAUCAAUUCAGCGAUAAGCCCGCAAGUAUGAGGUCUGUAUCAGGCUCAUUCAGCCUGGCAUCAAAAGAAUCGAGAAAGAAGAGAUCGAAGCGAAACAGCCGCUUACGAUCACCACAGAACUCUUAUAUUGAUGUCAUACAGGAUAUUACCACCCCUUCGAUAGUGGAUCUCCAGAAGGAGGAGGAGCAAAUAGAACGCCAAGAGGAAUUGGAGGUAAUAAGGAGACGACUUGCUGCGCGACAGUUGGCUUCUAGCCGCGGCUUGGAUCAAGCGAGAGACUCGUCCACUCCGCAGUCCCUUGUACUUCGUUCUCCUUCUAUCUCUACAGAUACUCAUCGUCCUGAACAUGUUAACACUCCUCUCGAAUCAACAGGGGAAAGUGAACUCUCCACCGAGCGAUUAUCUGGAGAUUAUUCCCAGACAGAACCAUUUCCACCUCUACCGCUGACACCCCCGGCAGCAAGCGAAGGCUCCGAACCUGAAGUACAGCCGGACUUGGCAGGAACAGACACAGAACAUCUACCCAACCGCAACUAAUAGUCAGAGCAAGAUCUAAAGGCUGAGUCAAGCCAUGUGGAUCUUUGGCACCAGAGCUUUUGUACAGGUAAAGCAAGGCGCUGCGACACCUCACCUUGUUCUAUGUGGCAGCCAUAUAACUUUGUACAGCAUAAUGACUGAUGAUAUGAUAUUUCUAUACCCGAUAUGAUUAAGAAAGAAUGCAGUACAUUAGGCCCUUA
Molecule: messenger RNA, 1734 nt
Organism: Aspergillus alliaceus
Lineage: Eukaryota; Fungi; Ascomycota; Eurotiomycetes; Eurotiales; Aspergillaceae
Exons: 2
Coding region: 203-1534 (443 amino acids)
Source: RefSeq, a predicted model, not a curated record